This is a messenger RNA of Gadus morhua (Atlantic cod), 3820 nucleotides long. RefSeq names its product zinc finger and BTB domain containing 7C (gene zbtb7c). Gene Ontology annotation, biological process: regulation of transcription by RNA polymerase II. The transcript is spliced from 6 exons. The record is from RefSeq and is a predicted model, not a curated record. Gene Ontology annotation, molecular function: RNA polymerase II cis-regulatory region sequence-specific DNA binding; DNA-binding transcription factor activity, RNA polymerase II-specific; protein binding. The coding region runs from base 394 to 2625 and encodes 743 amino acids. NCBI's taxonomy places the organism in Eukaryota, Metazoa, Chordata, Actinopteri, Gadiformes, Gadidae.
ACGGUGCCUUUUCACUCUGCCGAAUCUCUGACACACCUUCAUAGCAAAUUUGAGCUCCUCUUGUCUCUCUCUCUCUCUCUCUCUCUCUCUCUCUCUCUCUCUCUCUCUCUCUCUCUCUCUCUCUCUCUCUCUCUCUCUCUCUCUCUCUCUCUCUCUCUCUCUCUCUCUCUCUCUCUCUCGCUCUCGCUCUCGUUCUCGUUCUUGUCCUCUCUCUCUCUCUCUCGUUCUCCCUCUCUCACUUUCGUAAGUGUUGCACUGAAGACAGUGCUGGGUUUCCUGAGAGGCCAAGAGAGCCGUGAGAGAGGAACUGAAAUCAAAACGCCUCUACUAAAAAGAUCCCCCGCCUAGGGUGCAGCACACACUCCGGCCCCCGCCGACCCCCCCGACCCCACCAUGUCCCACCACAGAGAGGAGGACCUGAUCGGGAUCCCCUUCCCCAACCACAGCAGCGACAUCCUGUGCAGCCUGAACGAGCAGCGCCGGGACGGCCUGUUCUGCGACGUGGUGCUGAUCGUCCGCGACCAGGAGUACCAGACGCACCGCUCCGUCCUGGCCGCCUGCAGCCAGUACUUCAAGAAGCUCUUCACCGUGGUGACCGCCUCCGACAACCACAGCAACCACGGGGAUCAUCGACAGCAGCAGCCGCAGACGGCGGCCGCGUACGAGAUUGACUUUGUGGGGGCCGAGUCGCUGACGGCCAUCUUGGAGUUCGCCUACACCUCCACGCUGACGGUGACGGCGUCCAACGUCAAGGAGAUCCUGAACGCCGCCCGCCUGCUGGAGAUCCCGUGCAUCAUCAACGUGUGUCUGGAGAUCAUGGACACGGGAGGAGGGAGGGAAGGAGGUGAAGGAGGAGAGGAGGAGGAGGAGGAGGACAUGGAGGACGACGAGGACGAGGAGGAGGAGGACGACGAGGAAGAGGAGGAGGAGGAGGACGGGUCGAGGAAGGAGGAGGACGAGGAGGGAGGCAGCGAGAGGUCGACGCGGUCGCCGGAGAGCCGGGGCGAAGGGACGCCGCGCGGGAGGGAGGAGUCCCCGCCCCCGAGCACGUCGCAGUACCACCGCCACCUCCACUACCGCAACAACAGCAACAACAACAGCAGCUAUGAGCUGCACGCCAACAACAGGCAGUCACAGUCGCCGGACAACAUGAGAGGAAAACAGGAGAGCACCGAGAGCCGCGCCCUGAAGGACUUCUCCAUCAAGUCCCUCCUGCAAGACGGGCUGUACCCGCGAAUCGCCUCCGCCCUGGACAAGAGACAGGCCACCUUCUCCCCGCUCCUGCCCAGCUUCUACCCUUCCAUGUGGGCCGCCGAGAUCUCCGGCUUCCCCCAGCAGCUGCUGGAGCCCGGGCGACACCACCACCACCACCACCUCCACCACCACAACCGCCACCUCCACCAGCAGCCACACCCGCACCCCCACAACGGAGGCCCACCCCGGGGCAGACACUACCCCCCCGGGUCCUCGGCGGCCCCCCAGCUGGAGAGCUCCAGGCCCCUGGACCUGGCUGUGAAGAGGGAGGUGAUCAAGGAGGAGGUGAAGGAGGAAGUGACGCACAGUGGCGCUGGCGUGCUUCACGGUGACUUCCUGAACGAGCUGGUGGGCUCCGGCCUCGUGGGGGGUCUGGGGGGUUCUGAGACCCCCGGCGUGAACGGCGGUGGCGGUAGCGCGAGCGUCGCCGGGGGAACGCCGUCCCUGGAAGGCCACGUCCCGCUGGGCCAGAUCAAAGACGAGGCCGACUUCCGCUCGUACCUGAGCUUCCUCAGCUCGGCCUCCCACCUGGGGGCGCUGUUCCCCCCCUGGCAGCUGGAGGAGGAGCGCAAGAUGAAGCCCAAGGCUGCCCAGCAGUGUCCCAUCUGCAACAAGGUGAUCCAGGGCGCGGGGAAGCUGCCCCGGCACAUGAGAACGCACACGGGGGAGAAGCCCUACAUGUGCACCAUCUGCGAGGUCCGCUUCACCAGACAGGACAAGCUGAAGAUCCACAUGCGCAAGCACACGGGCGAGAGGCCCUACAUGUGCCUCCACUGCAACUCCAAGUUCGUCCACAACUACGACCUGAAGAACCACCUGCGCAUCCACACGGGCGUGAGGCCCUACCAGUGCGAGCACUGCUACAAGAGCUUCACGCGCUCCGACCACCUCCACCGCCACAUCAAGAGACAGAGCUGCCGCGUGUCCCGCCCACGCCGGGGCCGCAGGCCCGCCGCCUGGAGGGCCACUCCAGGGAGCGUCAGCAACAACAGCGACAACUUCCUGUGUCAACCGGCUGCCGUGACGACGACGUCGACGUCGACGACAGGCGUGACGUCAAACCGGACCUUCGAGGAGAACGGCUUGUUGCUAGGCUCGCCCUACGCGGGGGUCAAGGCUCUCAGCGGUCUGGCGGGCGUGAAGGGUUUGAUGGCGAACAGGGGCAGGGGUCAGGGGUUUAGGGGCAGGGGGGCGGGGAAGGAGGAGGAGGCGGGGGAGCUGAGGGGCGGAGCCGGGAGGCAGAGGGGUAUGUUCUCCUUCACGCUGGCCGGAGACAAGGUGCUGAGCCGCUCGGGGUUCUACGCCCCGCCCCCCGACCCGUGGACCAUGCGGCUGGAGCGGCCGCCGCCCGUACCCGAGCCUGCAAACUGAGCUCCCAUUGGUGGAGCUUUGAAAGGACUUUUAAGGACAGCCGCGGUGAUUGGAUAUUGGGGAAGAUAUGAUUUGAAUAUGGUUCAACGAUGGAGAAAGAUAAAGAGGACGUUUUGAAGUAUGGUAUAGCUGUUUACUUUUACAGAUGUUCCUUUGUUUAAGAAAAGUAAGCUGAUUCAUUCCGCUGGUGGUUUUUGAUAGCAUUUAAGAGAUGCAAGCGCAAUCAAAACGGAUCUACGUAUAUAUUUUUCUAGAAGGAAGCCCCAGAGAGUACACUGAACUGUUAUUGUUUGCCUUAUUGUUCGAUUCAGAUGCAGGUUUGUGUUUUUCCAGAAGACUGCUGAAUUAAUCUCAUGGGUCUUGAUGAAGUAUGCGGACACAAUCCCUUCAAAGGUCCUUACUGUCCCAAGUCACUAUUUUUAUACUAGUAUUUAUUAAUUGAGGAUUGAUGAUGAAUGUACUUUAAAAAACCAAAACAUUAAGAAGUAUUCUAAAUACACAAAACAAUCGCCCCACAUUCCAAAACAUUGUGCCAAAAAAACCACCCAUUUCUCAUUUGCAUAUUUUGAAAUGCCUGGCGUUGUGAUGACUUUAGACUUUUAAAGUGCUUGAUAAACAACCUAGCACAACCACAUGGAUCUGUUUGUGUUUCUACAUUUUGACCACAUUAAAAAUGAAAGGAAUUAACUUGAAGUGGUGUCAGUCAGGGUUAGGGUUAGGCGCUAAACGAUGUUCAUAACAAAUCUACUGCCUGUUCUUUUCUCUGUUUUCCUUUGGGCUGCACUAUUGUACAUAGUCUCAAACUCUCAGCCAUGGUGGUGUUACUUGCUUUUGCUCAUGAUGUUAAAAUGUGUUGCUUUAAAAUUAACGACUUUAAGGGACCUUUCCAAAGAUGCUGAGAUUGCUCCUUCACAAACUUGAAUAAGCCUUGUUAUAAAUUUUGAAGUGUGUUAAAAGGUGUAUAUUUCUGACUAAUCAAAUGCAGCUUUAGCCAUUUCUUUGUGUUUUCUGUGUUAAGAAAUCGAAAGGGUUUAAAACCCUGUUUUCCUAUAUUGUUUAUUUCUGAUUUACGUGUAAAACAAUUAUUUCAAAUUUAUUUGAAUUGAAAUGGGAAAAUGUUUUCCUGCUAUUUAUGUGUAUUUAAAUGAAUGAGCCGUGGCUAUAUUUUGCAAAUCUGUUUUAUAAAGACACUAAA